Messenger RNA from Aspergillus pseudotamarii, 321 nucleotides. RefSeq lists its product as uncharacterized. The record is from RefSeq and is a predicted model, not a curated record. Lineage: Eukaryota; Fungi; Ascomycota; Eurotiomycetes; Eurotiales; Aspergillaceae. Bases 1 to 321 code for a protein of 106 amino acids. The transcript has 4 exons.
AUGAGCGCGCAUAGUGGCUCUCGUGGUGGACAGAACCAGAAUACCACCUGGGGAGAGUCGGGUGAUCAGCUUUCCACGGGGCCAGCUCAGGAACAACAUGUCCCCGUGCGAGGCUUCAAUGCUGCCGAGGCGAAGGGGGCUCUCAAGAGAAAUUCAAGAGAGCCGAAGCCCUUCUUCUAUAAACCCGGAGGAAAGGACACAAAUCGCUCUGGACCUUGGGGCUCGAAACCAAACACUAUGGCCAAUGGCAAGGAUUUCUUCCUCGAGCUUCGCAAACAAAUCACCACUCUGCGGCAAGGUGACAAUGUCGCGGGUGGUUGA